Messenger RNA from Populus nigra (black poplar), 667 nucleotides. Its product is annotated as probable 2-oxoglutarate-dependent dioxygenase AOP1.2. Bases 110 to 631 code for a protein of 173 amino acids. The transcript has 2 exons. The record is from RefSeq and is a predicted model, not a curated record. Lineage: Eukaryota; Viridiplantae; Streptophyta; Magnoliopsida; Malpighiales; Salicaceae. Gene Ontology annotation, molecular function: dioxygenase activity.
AUCCCAACUUCUCUUGUAAUUAAUCCAGAACCUUCCUUCUGUUUUCUGCAGAAAAAAUAUAAACUAUUUUACAACACAAGUAUCAGAAUUUGAGAAACUCAUAAGGAGGAUGAUUUUGGAGAGCAUGAGUCUUGGAAAUUACUUGGAUGAACACAUGAGCUCGACUACUUGUGUUCUUAGAGUAAUGAAAUAUCAAGUGCCUCAAAUUACUGAACCAACGUAUACCUCAAAGCCCCACACAGAUAAGAACUUAAUUACUAUAUUGUAUCAAAAUCAAGUUGAUGGGCUGGAGGUACAAACCAAACAUGGUGAGUGGAUUGGUGUGGAACUCUCACAAGAUCACUCUUUUGUCAUCUUGAUUGGGGAAUCCUUUAGAGCAUGGACGAAUGGUCGAUUGCACCCGCCGUAUCACCGCGUAAGGAUGAGUGGAAGCGAGGCAAGGUACUCUGCUGGAUUGUUUUCCUUUUUCAAAGCAGGUUAUAAAACCAAAACCCCUGAAGACUUGAUCGAUGAAGAUCAUCCCUUGCUUUACAAGCCAUUUGAUUAUUUUGAAUUCCUCAAGUUUUUUUCGGCCUGGGCACCCAAGGCUCAGCCUAAUCAGUGUGCUUUAAAGGCUUACUGUGGUGUGUGAUAUUCUUAAUCUUAAAUUAAAGCAACCUUAUGAGGU